Molecule: messenger RNA, 3810 nt
Organism: Aspergillus ibericus CBS 121593
Lineage: Eukaryota; Fungi; Ascomycota; Eurotiomycetes; Eurotiales; Aspergillaceae
Product: DNA repair protein SMC6
Exons: 14
Coding region: 180-3590 (1136 amino acids)
Biological process (GO): chromosome organization; double-strand break repair via homologous recombination
Cellular component (GO): Smc5-Smc6 complex; chromosome; nucleus
Molecular function (GO): protein binding; ATP binding; damaged DNA binding
Source: RefSeq, a predicted model, not a curated record
GUACGGAGUAGGGUCCUUUCAGCCUCCGUGGUCUAGCAUUCAACCAGUGGUGAAAAGAGAGGUUUUCUGUUUCUUUGUUUCCAUUUUCCCUAUCUUCUACGUGCUCUCAACUUCCCAUGUCUGCUCAAAGUAAAUGCUAUGACUUUCUGCGAAUUUAAGAUCUCAGUCGCUGUUUCCUCAUGCCGUCAAUGAAGCGUUUGCAGGCGCACCUGGAGCCUGCGGACUCAAGCGAGGAGAGUAAUCCCAGCUCUUCGCCUUCGCCAAAACGCCUUCGUAGAACUCAUUCCCUUGUCUCGGAUGGGAGCACAGAAGCGAGCAAUGAUGGGAAUGAAGAAAGAAGAGUGCGAUCUCUUACACAAGCCCUCGAUGAUGACGAAGAUGAGCUUGAGUUGCGGGCUACGCAGGUCAUCCAGGAGAAGUAUUCAUUCGCUACAGAUGAACCAAAUAUACCCGCCGAGCAUGGAAUAUUGCAGCGUGUUGAAUGUUACAAUUUCAUGUGUCAUGACCACUUUUACGUCGAUCUAGGCCCUUUGAUUAAUUUCAUCGUGGGAAAGAACGGCAGCGGCAAGAGUGCAGUUCUCACGGCUAUAACCCUUUGCUUAGGCGGUAAAGCAUCCGCCACCAAUCGAGGCCAGAGUCUGAAAAGUUUUAUUAAAGAAGGCAAGGAGAACGCAACCAUCGUCGUGCGAAUCAAGAACCAAGGAGAUGGCGCUUACCUGCCGGAUGACUAUGGAAAGUUCAUCACUAUAGAGCGCCAUUUCUCCAAAAAUGGCACAAGUGGGUUCAAAAUCAAAUCAGAAAAUGGACGAAUCAUGUCUACCAAGAAGGCAGAGCUCGACGCCAUCAUUGACUACUUCACCUUGCAAUUUGACAAUCCGAUGAACGUUCUCUCUCAGGACAUGGCUCGCCAAUUUCUUAGCACAUCAAGCCCUAGUGAAAAGUACAAGUUCUUUGUGAAGGGUGUCCAACUUGAGCAACUCGAUCAGGACUAUCGACUCAUUGAAGAAUCCGGUGACCAGAUCGAGGAGAAGUUGAGAAAUCGGGAGCAGGAUAUUGCGAUCCUACAAAGUCGGAAAGAAGCAGCGAAACGAAAACUUGACAUAUCCGACCAACAUGAUUCUCUGCGAAACAGGAUUAGAAAUGUUCGAAGUCAAAUGGCCUGGGCUCAGGUAGAGGAACAAGAAAGGAUAAGGGAUUCUCUAGACGAUGAAAUUCUUAGAGCGGACAACAAUAUAGCCGGCGCCGAAGCCAAUUUGAGCAACUUUGAUGUUGCGAUACGAGAGGCUGAAGGCGAGGCCCAAGCCGCUGCUGAAGAUGUUCGCCAGGCUACUGCCAAGUGGGACCAGGUUCAAGGCGAAAAAAUUGAAAUCCAGACGAAAUGGGAUACACAGAUGACCGAACGCCAUGGACUGCAGGCUGAACAACGACGGAUAAGAGAAUACCUCAAAGCAGCAGAAACGAGAAUCGCUACUACUGAGCGAGAUAUCGAUGAAGAAAAUCGACGCUUAGCUGAAAUUAGCGGAGGGAGCUAUACGAAAAAGCAAGAAGAACUUGAACGAGCAAAAGCAGAAGCCUCCCAAGCCCGCACUCAGUAUGAGGAGCAUGGAGGCCAUAGCAAUCGUUUAACGCAUGAGAUAAAUGAAGCUGAGAAGGAAGUGAAGUCAGCUGCGGUCCCACUCGCUAAACUUAAGGCCGAUGUUGAGGAGGCCGAAUCACUCUUGUUGACCCUACAAAGGGAAGGGGGUCCUCAAAAUUCGGGUUUCCACGCGAGGAUGCCGAUCCUCUUGAAAGCAAUCGAACAAGAUCAGUCCUUUACUAGGCGUCCUGUCGGUCCACUUGGUCACUAUGUGCGCUUGCUUAAGCCGGAAUGGUCCUCAAUUCUCGAAAACUCGCUUGGCUCGACAUUGAACAGCUUCGUUGUAGUUACUCCUGAAGACUCGAAAAAAAUUCUUAAGAUCAUGGAAAGUGUCGAUUGUAUGUGUCCUAUCUUGAUAGCGGAUGGUAACCGCAUCGAUACAUCAUCAAACGAACCAGAUGCCCAGUAUGAUACAGCACUGCGGGUCCUUGAGUUCGAUAAUGAGGUGGCCCGUGGACAGUUUAUCAUCAAUCAUAAAAUAGAACAAAUGCUACUCAUUGAGAACCUUGAGGAAGCAUCCUCGGUUCUCUUUGAUGGGCAAAGACCUCGAAACGUGGCACGGUGUUAUUGUAUUGAUAAGACAAACAGACGCAGAGGUAUCCAUCUUUCCUUUAGCCGAACCGGGGAACCAAGCCAAGCGCCAGUCCCAGCCUACAAUAGGUCUCCUCGUAUGAGGUCCGAUCUGGAGUCCCAAAUCAGAGUGCAACAGGGUGUAGUGGCCGACUUGAAAAGCAACCUCAGCCGUCAAGAACAAGAGCUUCGGUCUGCUCGGUCUCGGCUGGAAAGCUGCAAGCAAGCUCGUGUCAGACACGAGCGAAGAUCAAACGAACUACGAAUUGCAGCACAGAGACUGGAAGACCGUGUUGAAGCGCUUUCUGAUGCACUUGACAGGGAACUUCCCGAAGACGGGCGUCUUGACGGGCUUCGGGCCACUCUCCAAGAAGCAGAAGAAGAGAAGCGCCUCAAUGAAGGAUCCUUGAAGGACAGCGCAGAUGCAAUGGAUGCUAUGAUGAAAUCAUUGAAGGCGAUCAAGCAGGAGCUCUCAGCCAAAGAAGCCGAGAUCACCGUCAUACAAGAAGAGCUCAAAGUCGCUGAGAAUCAGGGGCGUAUUGCGAACGACAAGCGUCGAAAGAGGAUAGGAGAUAAAAAUACAGCCGUUGAAAGGAUCGACGACAUCAGGCGAGACAGGAAUAGGGUCCAUGAUAAACGAGGAGAGAUCAUGGCACGUAUCCUUGACUUCAGCGAAAAGGCGAGUAUGGUCUCCCCGCGGGUUGCAAUUGAUGAAGGUGAAACUGCGGCCAGUCUGGAUAGAAAGCUCGAAAGACUCCAUAACGACAUCAAGCGCUAUGACCAACAGCUAGGAGCAUCCCGCGACGAACUCCUUACUGAGGUGGCAAAGGCCAGCGAAGCCUAUGACCGGGCUUUAAAGCAAGUUGAGGAGUUUAGGUUGUUGGCUGAAGUGCUCAAGGCAACACUAAAACUCCGCAAAGGCCGCUGGGUGAUUUUUAGGUCUCACAUUUCAUCCCGUGCCAAAGCACAGUUCACUUACCUUCUGAGUGAAAGAAGCUUCCGUGGUCGACUUUUAACCGACCAUGAGGGCAAGCUUCUGGAUCUACAAGUGGAACCCGAUAUCACAAAAGACAGCGCCGGUCGUGGCGCAAAGACACUGUCUGGCGGUGAGAAGUCAUUCUCUCAGGUAUGCCUGUUAUUGGCACUCUGGGAAGCUAUGGGAUCUCCAAUUCGCUGCUUGGAUGAAUUUGAUGUGUAUAUGGACCACAUCAAUAGGAAAAUGGCUAUUGAUAUGCUUAUGCUCGCUGCCAGACGGUCAAUCGGGCGGCAAUUCAUACUUAUUACACCCGGAUCAAGAGCAGAAAUUACUUUGGCGCCUGAUGUAUGUGUAAAGGAGCUGGCAGAGCCAGAAAGAGGCCAAACUAGGCUGUCGUUUCCACGGUAAUUUCCAGCGGUUGCUACAGUUUGGUUGCCUCUCUGCUGGUUGUGAUCCACUGCAAGUUGCAACUAUUUGGUCUGGCUGCUCAAUCCCCGCUUGUUUCCACCAACGAGUUUCUUAUAGACCCUUUUACUCUAUUGAUUCUAUCUAGCAGUUUAAUACAAGUCCUUCACCCCUGUUAUACUGCGAGAUGAUUGGGUGACUCAACGAUAUUCUAGCUCUCGUG